AUGCAACAAGAGCAACCUGCACAAGCUGUGGAGGACGAUAGCUCCUCGGAGCUUGGAAGUCUCUAUGAGGAUUCUUCCGUUGCCUCUUUGAGAUCGAGCAUCUUAGAGCACCAAGUCGAGAAUGGGCGCACAUACCAUUCCAUGAGUGCUGGAAAGUAUAAUUAUCCGAAUGAUGAGCGAGAGAAUGACAGAUUGGAUUUCCAACACCGCAUCUGGCAAAUUUCUCUAGAUGAAGAGUUAGCGCUUGCCCCUGGCCACAAAACAGCUAAGCGUGUCCUUGAUAUUGGAACAGGAACUGGUAUUUGGGCAAUUGAUUAUGCCGACGCUUUCCCAUCUGCCGAGGUAAUUGGCGUUGAUCUGAGCCCUAUUCAGCCUGAGUGGGCACCUCCCAACUGCCGCUUCGAAAUCGACGAUGUCGAGAAAGACUGGACUUGGACCGAACCUUUUGAUUUCAUCUUCUGCCGCGGCAUGACAAGCUGUUUCGCUGAUCCAGCAAAAAUUGCAGAAAGCUGCUACAAAGCCCUCACACCGGGUGGAUGGCUGGAAUUUGGAGAACUCAUAAUGCCACUGGGCUGCGAUGAUGAUACCGUCCCGGCUGAUUCCCACCUUCGACGCUGGCACGAGCUAGCUACAGAGGCAGCUGAGAAGCUAGGCCGUCCGAUGAAGGGCCUGGCUCACCACACCAAGGAAAUGGAGGAGAUGGGGUUUGUCAACAUAACGGCCAAAGACCUCAUAUGGCCGCUUAACUCAUGGCCUAAAGACGAAAAGCUGAGUGAGAUUGGAAAAUGGCAGUAUGUUAACCUCGACAGCGGCCUUGAGGCAAUGAGUAUGGCUCUGCUCACCCGUGCCUUUGACUGGAGCAAGGAGGAGGUUCUUGCUUUGUGUGCCCAUGUGCGAAAGGACCUAAAGAACAAGGGUAUGCACGCCUAUUGGAACAUGCGUGUUGUCUACGCCCAAAAGCCUCUGAAGGCGGACGAUGAAGAUGCCGACGCAUAG
This is a messenger RNA of Colletotrichum truncatum, 996 nucleotides long. Lineage: Eukaryota; Fungi; Ascomycota; Sordariomycetes; Glomerellales; Glomerellaceae. The record is from RefSeq and is a predicted model, not a curated record.